CCUUCAGGAGUUCUUCAGAGUUGCUAGACCACUUCUGCAUCUCGAAACCACCUGCCUUUAGUAAUGCCUUAAUUUCUUUACAGGUUUCUUUCAUUUCGUCGAGAUCUUCGUGUCCUGUCAUAAGGUCAUCCAUGUAGAAUGAGUUUCUUACUACCGCCGCUCCUCGAGGGUAGUUGACUUGUUCAUCAUCAGCCAAACGUUGAAGAGUACGUACAGCCAGAUGAGGUGUCGCUGCUGUACCGAAUGUAACUGUAAGUAGCUUAUAACUAUCUAUUCUUUCAGAUGUGUUAUCCCGCCAUACAAUGCGUUGUAAGUCUGUGUGUUUGUCAUCCAUUCUUACCUGACGAUACAUCUUUAUAAUAUCGCCAACAACACAGAUUUUGUGAGUUCUCCAUCUAAAUACCAGACUACGUAAGUCUGGCUGUAUUGUAGGUCCUACCAUCAUGCUGCUGUUUAAAGAACAUCCGUUUGGGGCCUUUGCUGACGCGUCAAAAACUACGCACAGCUUCGAUGUCUCUUUAUCUUCUCUUAUUACAGCACAAUGAGCUAGAUAUACUGCAUUAUCUUCGUCUUCUGGGUCGACCUUCUUCAUGUGGCCCAGCUGUAAGUAUUCGUGUAUUACCUUAGUGUAUUCAGCUUUCAGAUUCUCGUUCCUUGCGAACUUUCUUUCCAGCUGCUGUAGCCUCACUACUGCCUGAUGCUUUGUAUCUCCACACGAUUUUACAGUGUCUUCAAAGUUUGUCUUUAAAGGAAGUUGUACUACGUACCUCCCUGUGUCGUCUCUCCUUGUUGUUUGUUGAUAUAUUUCCUCGCACCGUUCUUCCUCCUUUGUCCACAUGCUCUGCUUCGUGUAUAGUUCAGAUUCAACCUCCCAAAACUUCUUCAGGAGAUUAUUAUCCUCUUCAAUUUGUCCAGUAACAUGUAGACUUGUAAUGUGCUGUGAAACAGUAAAUGAUGUAUUAUUAUUACCCCCUGACAAAAUCCAGCCCAGGUGUGUUUUUUGUGCAAUAAAGUUUCCUGGUCCCUUCAUUAAACCUGCUUCUAGGAUUUUGCUGUAAACUUUCGCACCAAGGAGAAUAUCAAUCCUACCGGGUGAGCCAAAGGUGGGGUCAGCUAAAUCUAUUUCGUAAACUUGUGGCCAAUUAAGACUUCUAAUUUCCCUAGAUGGUAGCUGACGGGUUAUAGUUUUCAAUACAUAAGCAUCUACAUUUAAACAAUAGGAAAUAUCGUACCUUGAUUGAAUGUUCAACGUUACCCUAUGCUUGAUUGUCGUCUCACACUCUUCAACGGCAGAGAUCACUCCGCUGACCUUGGUUUUCUUCAAACCCAGCAAAUCGACCGCCCUUGCAGUCGCGAAGGACUCCUCCGAGCCCUGGUCGACGAGAGCCCGCAGCACGUGUGACUGCCCCGACUCCGCUGUGACGUGCACCAAUGCUGUCGUCAGCAAGGUGCCUAGACCAGGUUGUAGACCUCGUGAUGCGCUCGACGACGUGUGCGCAACAACGACGAAUGUGCACUUCACUUCGCUCGUUGCAGUUACAUGAAACAUCUUUGUUUUCACAGGUUUGUAUACUUUACUUGCAGGUUCAACCAUCUCCAGGGUACGAAAUCUGUUUUCCAGGAACGAUUUUAAUUUAUCAAAACUAGGUAAGUCGUCAGACUCAUCUCUGCUAAUUAACUCUUCCCAUUCCUUGUGAGUGCUCGAGUCCAGUUUUGAUACUAUAGAAUAGUUAACGAUUGCGUCCCAAUGAUUUGUAGGUAAGCCUAGAUGUUUCAGUGCACUCAUACAUUCUACCGAAGUGUCUAACAGUUGUCUUAAAGCUGUAGCUGAUUCUUGUGUUAUCGUUUUUUGUGUAUAGAAUUUCUUAAAAACACAGUUCGCUAUAUAUCUCUUAUUGGCAUAACGUUUCUUCAGUACUAACCAAGCUUCCUUAUAAUUUUCAGCAGUUAUAGAAAAUUGUCGUAACAAUGCUUCCGCUUCUCCAGCUAAACUGCUCUUUAGAUAAUGUAGCUUCUGAACAUCUUGUAAAGAUUCAUUGUUAUGCACUAAUGCCAUAAAUAAGUCAUGGAAAGACUGCCAUUCAGUGUAGUUGCCAUUAAAAGAAGGUAGCGAAAUU
Molecule: messenger RNA, 2117 nt
Organism: Leguminivora glycinivorella
Lineage: Eukaryota; Metazoa; Arthropoda; Insecta; Lepidoptera; Tortricidae
Exons: 2
Coding region: 1242-1544 (100 amino acids)
Source: RefSeq, a predicted model, not a curated record